Molecule: messenger RNA, 1394 nt
Organism: Alligator mississippiensis (American alligator)
Lineage: Eukaryota; Metazoa; Chordata; Crocodylia; Alligatoridae
Gene: SOX1
Product: SRY-box transcription factor 1
Exons: 1
Coding region: 1-1143 (380 amino acids)
Biological process (GO): regulation of DNA-templated transcription; anatomical structure morphogenesis; cell differentiation
Molecular function (GO): RNA polymerase II cis-regulatory region sequence-specific DNA binding; DNA-binding transcription factor activity, RNA polymerase II-specific
Source: RefSeq, a predicted model, not a curated record
AUGUACAGCAUGAUGAUGGAGACGGACUUGCACUCCCCUGGCGGAGCCCCCGCGCCGCCCAGCCUGGCGGGCCAGGCCGGGGCCGGCGGCGGCGGCGGCGGAGGCGGCGGCGGCGGCGGCGGCCCGGGCGGCGGCGGCGGCGGGGGCAACAAAGCGAGCCAGGACCGGGUGAAGCGGCCCAUGAACGCCUUCAUGGUGUGGUCCCGCGGGCAGCGGCGCAAGAUGGCCCAGGAGAACCCCAAGAUGCACAACUCGGAGAUCAGCAAACGCCUGGGCGCGGAGUGGAAGGUGAUGUCGGAGGCGGAGAAGCGGCCCUUCAUCGACGAGGCCAAGCGGCUGCGGGCGCUGCACAUGAAGGAGCACCCGGAUUACAAAUACCGCCCGCGCCGCAAGACCAAGACGCUGCUCAAGAAGGACAAGUACUCGCUGGCCGGCGGGCUGCUGGGCGCGGGCGCGGCCGCCGCCGGCCCCGCCGCCGUGCCCGUGGGCAUGGGCGUGGGCGUGAGCCCCGGGCAGCGCCUGGAGAGCCCCGGCGGGGCGGCGGCCGGCGGAUACGCGCACAUGAACGGCUGGGCCAACGGCGCCUACCCCGGCUCCGUGGCGGCGGCGGCGGCGGCGGCGGCGAUGAUGCAGGAGGCGCAGCUGGCCUACGGGCAGCACCCGGGCGGCGCGGGGCACCCGCACCACCCGCACGCGCACCCGCACCACCCGCACCCGCACAACCCGCAGCCCAUGCACCGCUACGACAUGGGCGCGGCGCUGCAGUACAGCCCGCUCUCCAACUCGCAGGGCUACAUGAGCGCCUCGCCGUCGGGCUACGGCGCGCUGCCCUACAGCGGCCAGCCCCACCAGAACUCGGCCGCGGCGGCGGCGGCGGCAGCGGCGGCGGCGGCCGCCUCGUCGGGGGCGCUGGGCGCGCUGGGCUCGCUCGUCAAGGCCGAGCCCAGCGUGAGCCCGCCCGUCACGUCGCACUCGCGGCCGCCCUGCCCCGGGGACCUGCGCGAGAUGAUCAGCAUGUACUUGCCGGCCGGCGAGGGGGGCGACCCGGCGGCGGCGCAGAGCCGCCUACACUCCCUGCCCCAGCACUACCAGGGGGCCGCCAGCACGGGCGUCAAUGGCACCGUCCCCUUGACACACAUCUGAGCCCGCGGGGCCGGGGGACCCCUGGCCCGCCUCGCCAAACCCCGCCGCGCCGCGCCGCGCCGAGCCCAGCCCGCUCCCUGCCUCUGUACAGCCGCCCCGGCCUGGCCAGGAGACCGGCCCUGGCCAGCAGCGCCGCCGGGGACGGGGCAAGGGGGCAGCUGCUCUUCAGCUCCCUGCCGGUGCUUUGGUUGUUUCAUUUUUUAGGAGGACUGAGGAAACCCGGGGUUCUGUUUCUUUUUCGUUUUCUUUUU